GGCGCUAGAGCUCUUCUCGUCUCAGCUGAUUUUUUUUUGUUGACAACCGAGUGCUUGUGCUCUUCGCCGAAAUGGCCGUGUGAUCUGCAGCCUGUAGACAGCGCGCAAACUCCUCAGUGCAUCAACAUAGUGCACUGGCUCAGUACAUUUAUUCCAAAAUGGCGUCCCUUGUGGCAACUCUGACCUUUGCUGUACCUGACAGCACGAAAUUAUUCAAAUUCUCAGUAGAAGACUCUCUGAUUCCACUUGAAAUAGACAGCCAUGUCUUUGAUGAGCUCACGGUUUGGCCCGGACGAUAUGGAGGUCCUUCUCUGGGACCCAUCAUCACCGAUGGCUGACCCUCUGGGGUCCUUCCUAGAUAAAGAUGAGGAGGUUCUUCCUCUCAGAGGCGCUGAAUCGCCCCUCUCAUCUUUCUCUUCCUCUCCACUUCCCUCUCUCUCCCCACCCUGCACUCCUCCCUCCCUUCAGAGGGGGGAGAAGGCUGGGCUCAAUCAGCUGUCCCUGUCCUGGUUCUCCUCAGAUGAGCUUUGCCUAGAUAACGGUGGUGCAGGCAGUGGUAAUGAUCAUUCAUUCAGUGAAAUGGAUUGGAUGACAGAGCGAAUUGAUCUGAGUGAGUUUGAUCUGGAGUCAUUGAUUGACUCCUAUGAUUCUGAGGAUCCACCCAGUUCUCCUGAGGAACUCAUUGCUUCUCUGGAGUCACAGAUAGACCUGGAGUCCCAGCCUGUAGCUUCUGACAAUACCCCUUCACCCCCUCCCCCAGUGUCUGUCCCUGAAAUCGAUCAACUUUCCAACCUUUCAUUCACAUUGAAUACUCCAGUUUCUACUCCAUUCAUUCCCUCAACACCCUGUGAAGUGUCAGAUCCCUCCUCUGUAGUUCCUGAGCCCCAGGCUGAGCUCGAGAUAAAGUCUGAACCGGCCUCCCCAGUCCCAUCCCCUUCCAUCCUUCCACCCGAGUCCCCUACUGACACCCUUGAGCUUGGUUGCGAGGUGGACAUAGCUGAAGUUCAAAGUCCAACCCCCGUUGAGAUGCGGGUGCCCAAAAUUGUUCUGUCCCUCUCCCCAACCCGCAUCGUUCUUGUGCUUGCUCCCAAAGAGGAGGCUAAUGUGAUAGCAACCCAUCCAGGUGAGGUGGUUGUGGAUAAUUCACCAAGUCCAGCCUCCCCUGAGCCACAAUCCCCAGCCUCUCCCCAAUCUCGGUCUUGUAGGGUGAAGCCAUACCCUACACCUGAUUCUAUGCCCACCCAAAAUCAGCAAUCGGAGUCACCUUCCCUCACAGGAAGAGUGAAGUCAUCCAGUGGCCCAAAGGUUGUGGUUGAGAAGAAGAAGCUGAAGAAAAUGGAGCAGAACAAGACUGCGGCGACCCGUUAUCGUCAAAAGAAGCGUGCAGAGCAGGAAGCCCUCCUGUCAGAGUGUGCUGUUUUAGAGGAGAAAAAUCAAGAGCUGGAAGAAAAAGCAGAAUCGCUCACUAAAGAGAUUCAGUAUCUGAAAGAGCUAAUGGAUGAAGUCAAGAAGGCAAGAGAGAGCAGGAAGUCGUAGAAACAAAUGGACACAGAGGCUUGAAGCUGGGUGAAAUGGACAGUUUCAGCAUAGCCUGAAGUGCAGAAAAUAGGGAUGUUGGUCCUAAAAGAAAGUAUUUAUUGAAGGGUUGAAUAAAUAACUGUUUUGGUUCUUCCCCUAAUGACUUGGUAGAAUAAGCUUCCUUUUUAGCAUGUUGGCUAUCAGUAAAGCCUGAUAUACUUUUGUAAGUGUGUUUUUAUUUUAUCAUCUUGUGUAUUAAUGUGCACAGUAUUUUAUAUAGCAGUGCAUUGUGUAGUUGGUUGUCUUUCAGUUUCUUAAUUGAAAUUGUGCUGUAUAAACGCUCAAUACUUUAGUUCUGUCUUUGUUCAUAGAAAUGUUAUAGUGUGCUUUUAUUACCUGUUGACUUUCUAUGGGCCUUUCACCAUUUUUCAACUAACUUAAAUGUUAUUUGUGUAAUAAACAUUUAAAACGAA
Molecule: messenger RNA, 1991 nt
Organism: Puntigrus tetrazona (Sumatra barb)
Lineage: Eukaryota; Metazoa; Chordata; Actinopteri; Cypriniformes; Cyprinidae
Gene: atf4b
Product: activating transcription factor 4b
Exons: 3
Coding region: 262-1536 (424 amino acids)
Biological process (GO): regulation of transcription by RNA polymerase II
Cellular component (GO): ATF1-ATF4 transcription factor complex; nucleus; ATF4-CREB1 transcription factor complex
Molecular function (GO): RNA polymerase II transcription regulatory region sequence-specific DNA binding; DNA-binding transcription activator activity, RNA polymerase II-specific
Source: RefSeq, a predicted model, not a curated record